ACAAGAUUCUCCGCCUACGUAGGAAAAUCGAAAGCGAUAGUAAUUCCACACUGUGACGAAAAUAAGCCGCAUUUGAUCUGAUCUGUUCAGAUUUUUUUUUUUCUGGUCAUCGGUCAAAUCUGUGGAUAACUUCGCGAUAAUGAAGCUCCAGUUUCUGCUCUCGAUCCUCUCCGCCUGCUGUCUGCUGUCUGGGUUGGACUCAGAAGAGCCUAAGGUCAUUGGGUCACAUGACACAAUUACAGCAGCCGUCGGUGAGGAUGUCAUCCUGCCGUGUCACCUGGAGCCACCGUUUGAUGUCCACAAUCUAACAGUGCUGUGGAAACACAAUGGAGCUGCUGUCCACACCUACAAGAGCAGGGGGGAUAAUCUAGACGCGCAGGACAAGAGCUUCAAAAACAGAACACUUUUCUUUCAUGGUGAAAUGGUCAACGGAAACAUUUCUCUCAAACUCUUCAAUGUAACUGAACAGGAUAAAGGAGUCUACACCUGUGUUGUCCCCAGACUGGACAGUCAGGUCAGGAAGGGGAAUGUCACCCUGGAAGUUGUGCCAAAGGGAAAAGAGGAGGAAAUAGAAGAUGAUCCCACUUCAGGGCCGAGUACAGAUGAGAAUAAUCUCUCCACCGCUCAUAUCAUUGGCAUCACCAUUGGUGUGAUUGCCAUUAUUGUCAUUGUCAUUGUCAUUGUCGUCAAACGUAAGUCCCAGAUUUCUCUUCUCUUCAUUUUCACUACUUCCCAGGAUGCAUUUCUUUUUUAGUUUGCAGACAUGGUGGAAACUGAAUGUUUUCUUUUGAUAGGUUUGGUUGUUUCUUUUCACUAUAAUUAAAACUAUAACAGAAGCCACCUGUAUUGUUCUGGCAGCUCUGAGUUAAGUUAAAAUGAAGAAGAAAAUUUUCGCACGUAAACGAUCUAAAAGGAAAUCAACUGUGUCUGUAAAUAUGUCUGUAAUAGACGGUGUUGUAUUUGCAUGAGCUUGUCUAGACAAAAUAAUCACGUAUGUAUUUUCAUGUUUUAUUCAAACUUUUUCACACGAGUGUCCUUGACUAACUCAGUUCUUCUUUUUAACCAAAUAAACCUGCAGCUUAAUCAGAACUGUCAUGUUUAACUCAUGUCACAACAGAAAACACUGAGAGCCACUAACAAAUAACCUGUUUUGUGUUGUUUAGGUCGACGUGGGCAACAGGAAGAGAAUCCGGAUGACACAGUACUUUAAACGCUUCGUUCGGACCAAAACAACUAGUAUGUGAACAUCUCUCUGGGUCUCAGGAUGCAGCUACUAAAUGCAGCUUUUUUUAGUCCAGUACUAUUUUUUUUUUUAUUUAUUUUUUUUUAAAUCCGCUGCAUCGACAUUCUGUUCAAAACUACCCAGAUUGGAUGAGAUAUUCGCUAAAAUACUAAAACCUUUGAUAUGUGAAUGAAUAUUUAUUAGUUUUGAGUAAAAUGUGUAAAAAUAGCUCAGAAACUAUUGGCAUCAAGCAAAAAAUGAGAAUAACAAUAGAUUUCAAAUCUAUAGGAUAUAGGAUAGGAUUUAUUUUUUAUCAGUUUCACAGUAACCAUGCAGCAACAGACUGUAUAAUGAAAUUACAAUUGUUUUAAAUAUCAAGUAUUAAAAAUAGGACUGGGACUUUAAUGCGUGAUUUGUGAUUAAUUAAUUAGUUCUGCGUAAAAAAAUGCAUUUAAUCGCACAUUUCUCAGUUCACUAAUUUCUGGCAAAACAUGUUGCUGUUAGCACCAGAGCUAACGUAAGCUACAGUCCUGGUACCGGUAAAAGGUGUAGCAUCCAAUAAUAGACCACUUUUCCAGACAUUGAAAGUGCUUGAGUUUAUAAAAAAUCUUAAAAUGUUGAAUGUAAUCGCUGUAAUAGGACUUUGAGAUUGUAGUAACCUGUGAAUGUAGUAGACAAAUGAAAAAUGCAGAUAAAUAUAAAUGAAACAAACAUUUUUGUUGUUUAAGUUCAUGUAUAUAUCUGUUCAUUGAAUCACUCCUCAACCAAAAUUAAUUUGAGUUGAAAAACUUUGCUUAUUGUGUCAGAUAUUGCUAUUGGACAAAAAUGUGAUUAAUUGCAACUACUUAAUUAAUUCCAAACCUGUAAUUAAUUCAUUUUUUAAAAAUCACGUCCCACCACUAAUUAAAAGUGAAACUAUUUUUAUUAAUUCUCAUGCUUAUCAGGGAAUUUUAGUCUUAUUCUUUCAGUUGUUGUGAAACAGUUUUGGGAGUGAGUAAAGAUCAAAUAUGAAACAUGAUUCAAUCAGAAAAACAUUCUUAAUGAAAAUCUUACAAGGCCAAAAAUAAGACUAUAAGGCUUCAGGUUGUGUUAUUAUUUCGCUCUAGACAAUCAGAAGAAUAAAAAAGCCUUGAAAUCUUGUGCAGCUCCAGAGACUUAUACCUUCAGUGACCACGACGAGGAUUUAGACAGGAAGUGAAUCACAGAGUAAAACCUGACGUUACCUCAGAUCCUGCUCGCUGCAGAACAAACCAACCCUGCUGACUGAGUAUCAUCUUUGCAUCCAGCGAGUUGUUGCACUGCCUUCAUUUUGUUUCUAUCUGUUUCCUCAUGACAUCUUGUGAGGUGGUGCUGCUCUCUUUGGUAGAAUUACAUCCUAUAGUGUGUGCUGAGCCAAUAUUUUUACUCCACCGAGGAACCCGGGAGAGUUAUGUGAUGAUCGGAGUACGUUUGUCCGUCUGUUUGUCUGUUAGCAGCAUUACUCAAACACAGACUCAUGGAUUUGGAUGAAAUUUUCAGGGAAGGUCAGAAAUGACACAAUGACCAAGUGAAUAGAUUUUGGCAGUGAUGCGGCUUAUAGUCUGGAUCCAUGGAUUUGUUAACGAUUUCUGUAUUGCGAGAUAGCAUCACUGUAACUAUGACAACAAGUGAACACUACAUCAGCUGCCUGCUGACGAUCACAUGAUUGUGAUCCUACUACAUAUCAACCACUGUGGACUUAUUGGGACUUAUCCGUCGGAAAUGAUACAAGGAACAAAUUAUUAAAUUUUGGGGGUGCUUCCAUAAAUUCCGUGCAUAACACACACUUGUGCUCAGUGCGAGGUCAUUUUUUUAAUUGAAAAUCUCAUCUGUUGAAAAUGAUACAAAGACCCACUUGUUCUCUGCGGUACAUGAAUCCUAACUGUGAGGUACUGUGUCUUCUUAGAUAUUCUUUUUUAUCGGUUUUUAUCGGUUUUAUAGUUGUUGUUGUUGUUAUUGUGUUCUCUCAGCCAUUGUUUUUAUCAGUUAUCAUUUUAUUGUGAUUUAUCUGUUGCUUGCUCUGUAAAGCACUUAGAUUUGAAAGUGAUAUAUAAACAAAGUUCUUAUUAUUUAAAUCCGGUGUUGCCUUACAGAUGGUGCUGAUAUCUCAGGUCAGUUUGUUCAACAAGAACCUUCUCUGUGUCACUUUUUCCACGCUGUUUAUUACAUUUCUAGCAUUGAGUGACCACAGAUACCAACAACACUUUGACAUCUUUGCUGUUGUGCCUGUAUUGCAAUUGCAUAUUUGUUUAACCAAAUGUAUGGUUUGUGUGUUUCUAUGUUUUUUGUUGUUUUUUUCACCAAUCCCUAGUUGUGUAAGCGGUUAAUCAUUGGGUAAAACUGUGAUUGAAGGAAUAAAAUAUAUUUAAGUUUG
Amphiprion ocellaris (clown anemonefish) is the source of this 3614-nucleotide messenger RNA. RefSeq names its product butyrophilin-like protein 9. Bases 140 to 754 code for a protein of 204 amino acids. Lineage: Eukaryota; Metazoa; Chordata; Actinopteri; Pomacentridae. The transcript has 5 exons. The record is from RefSeq and is a predicted model, not a curated record.